Gastrolobium bilobum is the source of this 673-nucleotide messenger RNA. RefSeq names its product arabinogalactan protein 20. Bases 173 to 400 code for a protein of 75 amino acids. The record is from RefSeq and is a predicted model, not a curated record. The transcript has 3 exons. NCBI's taxonomy places the organism in Eukaryota, Viridiplantae, Streptophyta, Magnoliopsida, Fabales, Fabaceae.
GAUGGUUUUCCGUGUGAUAAUUUUGGCUUGCAUUGUUUGUUAAUCAUUUUCACAUCCGUUCAAGCGAGAUCGAGUACAGAGUCUCACUGUAUUUAUUGGUCUUUAACAAUGUAUAUGGUUCUGGUGUUUCUACAGUGCGACGGUCCGUCUCUCCUCGUGAGACGGUGAAUAAAUGGCAUUUCUCAAAGCUUCUUUUGGACUUUUAUCGAUCUAUAUUCUUGUCUUUGCCAUCUUUUCACCUGCUGUUCUUGAAGCCCAAUCCCUUUCCCUUGCACCUGCUCCUGGUCCCUCCAGUGAUGGUACUUCAAUAGACCAAGGGAUUGCAUACGUGCUAAUGCUUGUGGCGUUGGUGCUCACGUACCUCAUCCACCCUCUUGAUGCGUCUUCCCAUCAGUUCUAAAUUAUCUGUGCUACUUUCUUGUAGAAAUUGACCAUAGUAGGGGCUGACUGGCUGAGGUUAUGUGUUCUGUUCGACUAUUAUUAUUAUUAUUAUUAUGAAAACUCAAUCGUAAUUCAUUACUCUUAUCGGUGGUUAAGAAUCACUGUUAAACCCAUUGAAAAGUUUACACUAUUUCCUGCUUACUAACUUCUUAUUAUGGGUUGUCCACUUGUCGUGUCGUCCCGUAAAAUUCACACCCCAAAAUUACACGGAAAAAUCCUAUAUUUUCCCCGU